Orbicella faveolata is the source of this 2450-nucleotide messenger RNA. Its product is annotated as epididymal sperm-binding protein 1-like. Gene Ontology annotation, cellular component: cell surface. The record is from RefSeq and is a predicted model, not a curated record. Gene Ontology annotation, molecular function: heparin binding. NCBI's taxonomy places the organism in Eukaryota, Metazoa, Cnidaria, Anthozoa, Scleractinia, Merulinidae.
AGCGAUUAAUAUCUUGAUCAUAUUUCCAUCGCAUGCCAAUUAAACUUUAUCGACAAAGGUUUGUUUACGUUAACCACCUACGCGCUUGCAAAUGUAAGUUACAGCUUUGAACCGAACCGAAACAACCAACCAACCACUGAUAACUAACCCGUGAAACCAGCUAAUUACCUUGCAAACUGUCGCUAAGUUCUUUCUAUUAUUACUGUUUAACACAACUCUAAAUCUUCGCCCAACAAUAAUUGCAGAUCACAUUAUUACCGGCACAGUGCGUCAGUGGAUAUGCAAAUAUUUUUAGACAAAAUAGCCCACAAACAGUCUCCUCGCAAACUCUCAUUUCCGACACGGCUAUUAACCGCAUUGAGAAGGAGUCAUUAAACUCAUACAAACAAUAAGAAGUUCAUGAAGUAAAACCAGAAAUAGCAGCCGCUUGAGCUUUGGUUUGUGAAAUGCCCCAGGUAAAAUGCUAACUGUGGAAACAGUUAAAUUUCAAUCGACUGAUUUUCCAUGUAAUUGACUACAUGUAAUUGACUAUUAUAAUAAUUCAAUCCGUAUUCACGUUAAGGUUCCCUUUCUUAUUCCCUUAUGUCGAGUUGUUUUGCUAGUCCGAAAGUCAUUCGCCGACUCCUCAAGUGGUUCAUUAUGCCUCUCCUUUGUUGUAAAGACGACACAUACUACCAAACUAAGAUAUCUAGUCGACAGAUAGUUCCUCUUGACGAAUUUCAAGUCUUCUGCCUUUCACUGGGACGCAAGGAAAGACACUAAAAGCACUUGUCCAAGUCCGCUCCAAUGGAUUAUACGUCUCUAGUACAUAAAACUACCAAGAAAACUUCUAAUUCUUUUCAUGUCUUUAGACAUGUUAAUUUCUUCAGCUGUAGCAUUUUCCUCUUGUUUUUUCUUUUUCACCAGAAUUGAUCUGUUCUUAAGGCGUGUAAGGAAUUUUCAACGGUUUUAUUCGUUUAUUUAUGAGAACAAAUAUGCCUUUCAGAAUUGUAGAAUGCCUUUAAGGGAUAAUCAUGACUUGGCGCUUUAAAGUCUGCAAAACAUAAAACAGAGAAUACGUCACUAAAAAAGAGAGCUUUGUUUCGCAAAUUUAUAUACAAACCUCUUAGCGAUUUUUGAUCCAAAACAGUGGUUUCUUUGAAAAUCACUGAACCCAACUAAGCUGCUACUGAUAACUAUCCCGUGAGAUCAGCUAAUUACCUUGCAAACUGUCGCUAAGUUCGGUCUAUUGUUAGUAUUCAACACAACACGCGUCAAAACCUUCACCCAAAAAUAGUCGCAGAUCACCGUAUGCUUCAUUGAAUAUGCAGAUACUUUUAGAUAUAUUAGUGCAAAAGCAGUCUGUUCCCAAACUGUGAGAGUCCGACAUUGCCCUAUUACCAAAGCUGACAACCAAACACGCGGGAUGAUUGCUUUGAGUUUCUUUCUUUUUGCGUUUGUGUACCUCGCACACAACCAUGGUUACUAUGUUCGUGGAAACCAUAGAGAAGCUGAAUGUGUGGCAAAAACAAGGUGUGGUUUAUGCUGCAGUAUACCUUUCACUUACAAAGGAGUAACAUACCAUUCCUGUACCAAAGCUGAUCACGACAAGUUUUGGUGUUCCCUGGACGCUGUCUACAAGGAAAAGUGGGCAAAUUGUGCCGAUCAAUGUGUGCAAAAGACAACGGAUGGCCAAUGCUGCAGUAUACCUUUUACUUAUGGAGGAGUAACAUACCAUUCCUGUACCAAAACUCAUCACAACAAGUUGUGGUGUUCGCUGGACGCUGUCUACAAGGGAAAGUGGGGAAAUUGUGCUGAAUGUGUCCAAAAGACAACGGAUGGCCAAUGCUGCAGCAUACCUUUCACUUACGGAGGAGUAACAUACCAUUCCUGUACCAAAACUAAUCACAACAAGUUGUGGUGUUCGCUAGACGCUGCCUACAAGGGAAAGUGGGGCAAUUGUGGUAAGCAUUGAAGUAAUGUUGGGACUAACUAAACGCUUAAGAAUAAAUAUUUGCAAGAAUCAAAAGAAAUGCGCAAAUAGCAGCAAAAAUGUGAAAUCUCCAACUUGCUCAAACUCCGUUUAUUUGUUGUCCAGAUAGAGGUAUUGAUUCACUUUUUUAAAGAAAAAAAGCGAUGUUUUGCCCAAAAAUGAGGACAAUCAUUUUCAGGGUCAUGUACGAGACAAUGUAGCUUGAAAAUUAGCCAUUUUGAAGCGGAAUGUUUGCCUGGAGUAUAUAGCUAAAUCACAUGAAUUUGUUAUCAACUUAUUCCUACAACUUUUUCAGAAAUUAUUCUAAGAUUUCUAAGAGAAUAUAAAAAUAAACUUAAAAAAGAAAUGAAACAAAGAGAUAGAGAGACCAGAGGGGAAUUGCCUGCUACUGCGUUUGAAUUUAAAAUUUCGUUUAAAACGAUUACCCUACUACCUUAAUCAGAAAUUACAUGAAAUUUAGAAAUUUAGAAACUGUAAA